AUGGACGGUCCCCCCGCGCCCGCCGCCGCCUCUCCCGAGGAUCCGGCCGGGCCGGCGGCGGGCACGGGGGGGCUCCUGGCGCUGCCUCCGGAGCUGCUGCUGCGAAUCUGCGCCUUCCUGCGGGCCCGGGACGUGCGCUGGGUGCUGCCCCGCGUGUGCCGCGCCCUGCGGGACCUGGCCCGGGACGCCGCGCUCUGGCGGAUCCGCCUGCAGCGCCGCGCCCGCCGCCCCCUCCCGGUGCUGCCAGAGGAAGGGUUUGACUGGGCGGCCGCCUGCGAGGAUCUGGAGGAGCACCUGGAGCGCUGGGGGGCCGGGGGGGCCCCCAUGGAGCACUUCUCCCUGGACGAGGGGCACUUCGCCUCGGUGGACUCGGUGCUCCUGCUGCAGGGGGGGUCCCUGUGCGUCUCGGGGGGCCGCGACCGCAAUGUGAACCUUUGGGACCUGCGGGAGCUGGGCCGGGGCCCCCCCGGGAAGGUUCUGGUGAAGGCGCUGGGCUCGGGGCGCAGCGGGACCCACAAGGGCUGGGUUUGGUGCUUGGCCGCCCGCGACGCCCGCGUCUGCUCCGGCUCCUGGGACAGCACCGUGAAGCUCUGGGACCUGGCGGCCGAGGGGCAGCAGUUCGGGGAGAUCCGGGAGAAGGCGGCCGUGCUGUGCCUCUCGUACCGCCCCGACGUGCUCGUCACCGGCACCUACGACAAGACGGUGACCGUGUACGACCCGCGAGCCGGGCAGGCCCAGGUGAGCAGCUACAAGCCCCACGCCAGCGCGGUGCUGUCGCUGGCGGCUGACGAGCGGCUGAUCGUGUCGGGCAGCGAGGACCGGACCCUCGUGGUGUUCGACCGCCGCGCCGGCGCCGUCCUGCAGCGGCUGCAGCUGGACAAUUACCUGCUCUCCAUGUCCUACCGGGGCUCGCAGCUCUGGGCUGGCGACAACCAGGGCCGCGUGUACCUCUUCGGCAGCGGCGGCGGCGGCUUCCAGCCCGCUCGGUAUUUCGACGUGGGGCACCGGCUGCAGAUCACGGGGCUCUGGCACUCGCUGGGCUCCCUCUACACCACGUCCACGGACAGGACGCUGCGGAUCCACAUCCCCACAGAUCCCCCCCGCACCAUCUGCUCCUGGACGCACGACGACGUCCUCAACGGGAUCAGCGUGGAUGGGGACGUGGUGGCCGCGGCCUCGGGGGGACUCUCGGUCGAGGUGUGGAGGCUCCGGACCUGACGACGGCGGGGGAGCUCCGGCCGCACCCCGCGGGGUCCGGGCCCGGUUCCGGGACGUGGGUGGGGCUGGGAGCCGCCGCCUGAUCGCGGGUAUUAAAGGAUUGGACUGGAGCGGAGCUCGUGUUCCCCCGCCGCGGCUUCGGGGU
Messenger RNA from Hirundo rustica (Barn swallow), 1363 nucleotides. RefSeq names its product F-box/WD repeat-containing protein 9-like. The transcript is spliced from 10 exons. The record is from RefSeq and is a predicted model, not a curated record. Lineage: Eukaryota; Metazoa; Chordata; Aves; Passeriformes; Hirundinidae. Bases 1 to 1218 code for a protein of 405 amino acids. Gene Ontology annotation, molecular function: protein binding.